GCUGAUGUUUCGGGGGGGAACAGGAUCAUGUCGGGACACCGGACACCCGCGGCGAGAGAAAUGCUAAAGAUAAAUCUAAAGAACAAAGCAAAGAGAGAAAGCAAAGCAAUGUUUCUAAUGUUCCUUGAUCCAUGAAGUACACUAAAGGAGAGCGAUGGGAGAAAGAAACUACUCUUUGUUGGCUGUAACGUGGACUCAGGGACAGCCGUCACAGAACCCUCAGGACCCUCUCCUGGCAGGUUAUGACAUCACGAUGGACUACGACAUUCCCGUGGACCAGAUUCCGGACACGACUCAGGGGAAAGCCUUUUUCGUCUCUACCAUUAUCAUCGCCAUGGUUCUGGUCUGCAUCAUGCUAGUCUGUGGCAUCGGGAACUGCCUCUUUAUUGUCACGUUGGCGCGUAACAAAAAGCUGCGCAACAUCACCAACCUGCUCAUCGCGAACCUGGCGGUGUCGGACUUCCUGGUGGCAGUCGUGUGCUGCCCGUUCCUGGUGGAUUACUACGUGGUGAAGCAGCUCUCCUGGGACCAUGGGAUUUUCCUCUGCAUUUCAAUCAACUACCUGAGGACGGUGUCUCUCUACGUGUCCACCAAUGCCUUGCUGGCCAUCGCUGUGGACAGAUACAUGGCUAUCGUGCAUCCUUUGAAGCCAAGAAUGAAGUACCAGACCGCCUACUGGCUCAUAUUCGGUGUCUGGAUCUUCCCAAUCGUCAUCUCUGUGCCCUCGGCCUACUUCGCCACGGAGCACGAGUACCCUCAAGACACUGUCGCACGCAGCAGCAAGAUCUUCUGCGCACAGAUCUGGUCAGCAGACCAGCAGCUUCUCUACCGCUCUUACUUUGUGUUCGUUCUAGUCGUGGAGUUUGUGGGACCCGUGGCAGUCAUGGCAACGUGCUACGCUAGGAUCUCACGCGAACUCUGGUUCAAGAACUUUCCGGGGUUUCCAACCGAGCAGCUCGAGAGGCGUUUGCGCCGGAGGCGACGCACCGUCGUCGCACUGAUUGCUGUCCUUGUGGCUUACGUGCUUUGCUGGGCGCCGUAUUACGGCUUUGCCCUUCUGCGGGAUUUCUAUCCAUCGGUGAUCACGCGAGAGCGCAACUCUCUGGUCGCGUUCUACAUCAUCGAAUGCAUCGCCAUGAGCAACGGGGUCAUCAACACGCUGUGCUUCGUGAGUGUUAGGAACAACGCCACAAAGUGUCUCAAGAAGGCGAGAUGGCCCCAGUGGCACGUUGUACCCAGGAACGCCGCCACUGCCGGUGUGAAGUUAGUGGUCGAGGGGGAUGUGAGGACUUCUUCACUCAAAGCGACCGAGGAAGUGGAAUGUACACGAGUAAGAUGACCGUGAUACUGGUGCAACUUGGGAUGAAUCAGAAAUAAACUAUGG
Clarias gariepinus (North African catfish) is the source of this 1384-nucleotide messenger RNA. RefSeq names its product prokineticin receptor 1a (gene prokr1a). Gene Ontology annotation, cellular component: membrane. The transcript is spliced from 3 exons. Gene Ontology annotation, biological process: neuropeptide signaling pathway. The record is from RefSeq and is a predicted model, not a curated record. Gene Ontology annotation, molecular function: neuropeptide receptor activity. The coding region runs from base 155 to 1339 and encodes 394 amino acids. Lineage: Eukaryota; Metazoa; Chordata; Actinopteri; Siluriformes; Clariidae.